This is a messenger RNA of Drosophila elegans, 3103 nucleotides long. RefSeq names its product failed axon connections (gene fax). Gene Ontology annotation, cellular component: cytoplasm. Lineage: Eukaryota; Metazoa; Arthropoda; Insecta; Diptera; Drosophilidae. The record is from RefSeq and is a predicted model, not a curated record. Bases 302 to 1549 code for a protein of 415 amino acids. The transcript is spliced from 5 exons.
CUCUCAUUUCAAAUUUUCAAACUCCCGAGAGCGGUUGGAAAGGAAAGCGGCUCCUGAAUCCAUCCGAAAACGAAUCGAAUCGCAUCCAGUCAAGAUCCUGCAUUUGCCGUGGUACUGAAAACACCGAAUUCGAGUCAAAGCGCAGUGGUGGUUUUCUCUCUCUCUUUCUCUCGCGUGUGUGUAUGUGUGCGAGUGGCAGGAAAAGUGCGAAGCCGAAAUCUGUUUAGCUGAAAGAAAGCGCAACUUCAAUUAGCAAGCAAAAGUUGUAAAAGAAAAGCCAAAGCAAAAAAAAACAAGAAAAAUGGCAAGCGAAGUGGCCCAAAUACCCGCCGAGGAAACGCCCGCAGUGGCGGCGUCGGAAAAGCCAGAAGAGCCGGAAAAACCCGCAGUGGAAAAAGUGGAGAUUGCCGAGGAUAAGAAGGACGAGGCAGGUAAACAGCAGCAGGAUAGCGAGGAGCCCAAGAAGGACGAGGCCGGAAAGCAGCAGCAGGAUAACGAGGAACCCAAAAAGGAGGAGGCGGCGGCAAAAUCGGAAGUGGCUACCAAAUCGGAAGCCCCACCCGCCCAGAAGUUCAAUGUGCACAAGACCAACUUCGAAAAGGACAUUAUCUAUCUGUACCAGUUUUCGCGCACCCCGCUGCUGCCCUCUUUAUCGCCGUAUUGCUUGAAGGUGGAGACCUGGCUGCGUCUUGUGGGCCUGAAAUACGAGAAUGUCGAUCAUAAGAUGCGUUUCCGCUCCAAGAAGGGUCAACUGCCGUUCAUUGAGCUGAACGGUGAGGAAAUCGCCGAUUCGGCCAUUAUCAUCAAGGAACUGUCGUCCAAGUACGAAAAGAAUCUGGACUCGGGUCUCACCGCCGAGCAGAGGAAUGUCUCGUACGCCACGAUUGCCAUGCUGGAGAACCAUCUCAUCUGGAUCAUUUUCUAUUGGCGCGCCAAGUAUCCGGACAAUGUGCUCAAGGGCUACAAGGUCAACUUGCAGCAUGCCCUCGGCCUGCGGCUGCCCAACUCGAUUCUGAACUUCUUCUUUAAGAUCACCUUUGGUCGCAAGUGGUUCCAGGGCACGAAGAAGCUGAAGGCGCAUGGCAUCGGCGUCCACAGCGCCGAGGAGAUCGAGGAGUUCGGCAAGAACGACCUGAAGGUGCUCAGCGAGAUGCUCGACUGCAAGCCGUUCUUCUUCGGCGACGAGCCCACCACCCUCGAUGUGGUGGCCUUCGCGGUCCUCUCGCAGCUUCACUAUCUGUCCAAGGACAUUGCGUAUCCGCUGCGCGACUACAUGACCGAGAAGUGCCCCAACUUGAUUGGCCACGUUUCGCGCAUGAAGGACAAGUGCUUCCCCGACUGGGACGAGAUCUGCACGAAGCUGGACCUCAAUGCGCACAUUCCCAAGCCAGAGCCCGAGACCAAGGAAGGCAAGGAGGGCGGCGAGCAGGAGAAAUCAAACGAACAAGAGGGCCCUGAGGGCGACAAGAUCGAGAAGGAGUUGGAGAAGGACAAGUCAAACGAGAAGGAGUCGACCGAGGAGAACAAAGAGAAGGAGGAAACAAAGUAAAUUCGCCGUUAGUUAUAUGCGUACAUAUAUCUAGUAUAUGUGUAUGAUCGAAGGAAACAAAAACACCCACAUACACACACAUUAUAUAUAUAUACAUACGUAGUACGAUACUAUAUAGUAAGGCCCUAUAUAGCUAGGCGCUGCGCUCUCAUAUAUAAGCAUUCAGACAUCAGAAAACCACUCGAAAAACAUAAAAAAAAAAAACAUUAAGAAAACACCCAUUUACAAACCUAGGACAACUGUAAAGCAAAAGCAGGCAAAAACCAUCAGCAAGAGAACGAUCCACUAAGUAAUGAGAAAAACAAAAAAAAGCAUAUACAAUAACGUAACGUAAAAACUUUGGACAUCUUUUUUUAUAUAUUUACACGACGACGUUUGUAUUACAAGAACAAGAAACAAAAAGCAAAAAAUUUAAGAAAACGCAAAAAAAACCGUAAAAACCAUUUAGUAUAAAAUUAUAAAAGUUUAUACGUAUAAAUAUUAAGAAGAUGAAUGAAAGCGAUGAGAGCGGGGGGAGAAAUUAUAAAAAAUUAGUUAAAGAACUCGAAUAAAACAAAGAACAAGUGAGCAAAACGUGAGUAAAAAGAGUGAAGCCAGAUAGGAGGAAAAGUUAGGAAGGUGUAGUACAGCAUACAAUACGCAUUAAUCAUUAGUUUUCAUUCAAAAGCGAUCUAUAUAAUACACUCAUCCACACUCACACUCACUCUCACAGACACUCUCACACACACACACAUAUAGCAUAUGCAGCAACAAUUGCAACUCGAAGGUAUUGUUUACUCUUCCAAAAUUGAUUAAGCUUAAAGUAAAGAAAAGAUCCGCAACCAGUACGAUAGAAGGAUAUGAUAUGAUAUGACAUAUAUAGUGAUGGUUAGUAGGGAUGGCAUGCAAUGGGAAUGAGAAUGAAAAUGGUUUAGGAACGAUAUAACGGAAUGACGGCAAUUAAGUUUAUUUUUUAUAUAUAUAUGAUUGCAAAUAGUAAUUUUGAUUCUCGUGUGCAAAUAAUUAAACAAAGCGGAUAAAAUUUAUUACUUAUAAUUAUAUAUAUAAAACCUUAUAUACGCCCAUUAUGCAUAAAGAUGUGUAUAAAAAAAAAACAAAAGAAAACAAAACAAACAACAAAACGUAAAAACUGUAUGUUGGUUCUUUUAUUAUAUUAUAUUAUAUUUUAUUUCUAUAAAUAUUAUUGUAAUUGUACUGUGUAUUAUGAUUUUGCCAACCAAAAUCCCCAUUCGUAUGAGAUGCUCAGAGCGUUGAUCCAUCGAUGUUUUCACCCACAUACACAUAAUAAUAAUAAUAAUCAGAACAAUUCGAACCAAAAAUAAUACUCGGCCAUCCAUACGAACAAAAUUUACCUUUUAAUUUGUACGAAUUUGUAACUACUUAUGUAUAUUCUCUUUUGGUACGUCCACUGAAACAAAAUUAUGUACACCACAAUUAUUUUUUCUACUGUCUUGUGUUUUAUACGAUUUAAUUUAAUGAUAUUGAUUAUGCAAAUAUAUAUAUAAAUAUAAACAUAAUUUCUACUGUAAUUAAAAACGCUGCUGACAACAAAAA